Messenger RNA from Cimex lectularius (bed bug), 1586 nucleotides. RefSeq names its product protein henna. The coding region runs from base 67 to 1413 and encodes 448 amino acids. Gene Ontology annotation, biological process: L-tyrosine biosynthetic process; L-phenylalanine catabolic process. Gene Ontology annotation, molecular function: iron ion binding; phenylalanine 4-monooxygenase activity. NCBI's taxonomy places the organism in Eukaryota, Metazoa, Arthropoda, Insecta, Hemiptera, Cimicidae. The record is from RefSeq and is a predicted model, not a curated record. The transcript is spliced from 8 exons.
AAGGGUAUAUAAAAGAAGUCGGGACCCUCCAGAGCAAGGCCAAUUAUCCGAGAAGACACGGAAGACAUGGAAGGACCAACUGCCGUUCAAACCCAGCCGACCCUGAUGGACGGUGGAAAUUACAUUAAGGAAGGGCUGGACAACGCCAAGUCUACGUGCCUCUACUUCUCGCCGAGAAAGGAAGACGAAGUUGGAGCUCUUGUGGCAUACCUAGAGCUAUUUAAGAAACACAAUGUCAACCUCCUCCACAUCGAGUCCAGGUCUUCGAUGAGAUUCCCAGACCGUUAUGAGUUCAUGGUGGAAUGCGCACCCGGAGGUGACCUCGGCGGUGCUAUCCAAAAGCUGAAAGAGUCCUGCGAAUACUUCAACAUCAUAUCCAGAAACCACACAAACAACAGAGGUACUGUCCCAUGGUUUCCGAGAAGAAUCAGAGAUCUUGACAGAUUCGCCAACCAGAUCUUGACAUAUGGUGCCGAACUGGACGCAGACCACCCCGGCUUCACGGAUCCGGUGUACAGGGCGAGGAGGAAGUACUUCGCAGACAUUGCCUACAACUACAAACACGGCGAACCGAUUCCGCGUGUUGAGUACACACCAGAAGAAAUCGCCACUUGGGGGACCGUCUUCAAGCAGCUCUCCUCUCUUUAUCCCACCCACGCCUGCAAAGAGCACAACCACGUUUUCCCUCUGCUCAUCGAGAACUGCGGCUUCAGGGAAGAUAACAUCCCACAGCUCGAGGACAUUUCUAAUUUUUUAAAGGAUUGCACAGGGUUCACUCUGAGGCCGGUGGCAGGUUUGCUGUCUUCGAGGGAUUUCCUCGCAGGCUUGGCUUUCAGGGUGUUCCAUUCGACUCAGUACAUCCGCCACCCAAGCAUGCCGCUCUACACACCAGAGCCUGACGUGUGCCACGAGCUUUUGGGCCACGUGCCACUUUUUGCCGAUCCUUCAUUUGCCCAGUUUUCACAAGAAAUCGGACUCGCCUCGCUCGGCGCGCCUGACGAAUAUGUCGAAAAAAUCGCAACUUGUUACUGGUUCACCGUCGAGUUCGGCCUUUGUCGGCAGAACGAUCAGCUCAAGGCUUUCGGAGCCGGACUUCUUUCUUCAUACGGUGAGCUUAAGUAUUGCCUGAGCGACAAACCUGUCCUCAAGUCCUUCGAUCCACCUGUGACCGCGCUCCAGACUUAUCCUAUAACAGAAUAUCAACCAGUCUACUUCGUCGCUGAGAGUUUUGACGAUGCAAAAGAAAAAAUGAUAAAAUAUGCAGAAAUCAUCCCAAGGAAUUUCGGUGUGAGGUACAACGCUUACACACAAAGCGUUGAAGUUUUGGACUCCAAACAGCAAAUUCAGGAUCUUCUUCGCCAAUCAAGCCGUGAAAUAUGUUCCCUUACUGACGUCCUCAAUAGGGUCUUAUAAUAUAACAAUCAAUCACUUUAUGGUUCAAAUUGGCAGAUUUGUGUUCCAUUUUUUUCCCUCUUGAAUAAUUAGAAAUUGUGAUUGAAACCCUUAAAACUGUAUCAAUUGGAUGGUAGUGAAAUGCAAGAAACUGCUGUAACUAUUUUUUUAUCGAUAAUAAACGUAACCUUUGA